GGUUUGCUUUUAAUUUGGCUGGAACUGUUUGAUGCUAACUUAGUCAGAAAAACCCAGCAGGAAACUUCCAACACAAAAUUCCUGAACCAAAAGCAAUCUGACAAAACUUAGUCCAUACUACCAAGUCCUCUAGAGCUUCAUAUUCACUUUGCUUUAUAAAAGCCACAUCCUUAGCCGACCAUUUCUAACGAAUUGAACCUCAGAAAUCAGAGACACCGACCAUGGGUACCCCAACAACAUUCAUAUCAUUGUUUCUCAUUCUCGUAAUCCUUUGCACUAGUACUGUAGCAAAUGGUGAUCAUCCAGAUCAUGCUAAACCUAGUAAAGGAAUCAGAGCAGCCUAUUGGCCCUCGUUCAAUUCAUUCCCUGCUUCCUCUAUACAAACCUCUCUUUUCACGCACAUUUACUACGCCUUCCUCCUACCCGAUCCCGCCACUUUCAAACUCAGCAUCACCUCAGACGACCAAACCAAGUUACCCGAGUUCAUCGGGUCGCUCCUCAACCUAACCCCGCCCGUGAAAACCCUAUUCUCCAUCGGAGGCGGCGGUAGCAACGCAACAGUAUUCUCGGAGAUGGCUAGCACCAAACAAAGCCGUCAAGUAUUCAUCAAUUCCUCCAUUGAAGUAGCCCGGAAAUACGGGUUCCAAGGUGUUGACUUGGAUUGGGAGUUUCCGGCUAACGUGGUGGACAUGUCAAACCUAGCUCUGUUAUACAAGCAGUGGAGAAAUUCUCUAGACGAGGAAGCUAAAGCUUGCGGCAAGCCACGUCUGCUUUUAACCUCCGCCGUGUAUUACGCUUCGGAAUUUCAAGUUUACGGCGGGCCGAGAUCAUACCCGGCCGGCGCAAUAAGUAAGUACUUGGACUGGGCUAGUCCAAUGUGCUUUGACUAUCACGGCUCGUGGGAAAACUUCACCGGCGAACAUUCGGCCUUGUAUGAUUCCAAGAGUAACAUCAGUACUAACUACGGAAUCAGGUCGUGGAUCCAAGCCGGUGUACCGGCCAAGAAGCUUGUGAUGGGCCUACCUCUAUACGGGAAGAGUUGGAGGCUCCGGGACCCGAAAGUGAAUGGGGUCGGGGCGGCGGCGGUGGGCGUGGGGCCCGGGGAUGAUGGUAUAUUGCUUUAUUACCAGAUAGUUGAGUUGAAUGCUCAAAGUAACGCAACGGUUGUGUUUGACAAGCAAACCAAGUCUUACUAUUCCUACUCGGGUACCACUUGGAUCGGGUAUGACGAUGUUCGAUCCGUCGCUUUGAAGGUUCGGUUUGCCAAGUCACUGGGCUUGGGUGGGUACUUCUUUUGGGCUCUGGGCCAGGACAAAGAUUGGACCCUAUCACAGAAAGCUUCAAACGCUUGGAAAUAUGGCGGGUGAUCAAUCUGAAGGGAACUUAGAAGCGGAAUAUGACAAGUCUAGCCCACCAUUGUUUAUUUAUAUUUAUCAGGUUGUUACAUUAUCCAGUUUCAUAACUAAUUGAAUAAGCAAGUCAUUGUCGUAUUCUCAAAGCAACUCA
Messenger RNA from Rosa chinensis, 1506 nucleotides. Its product is annotated as class V chitinase CHIT5a. Gene Ontology annotation, biological process: chitin catabolic process; carbohydrate metabolic process. The record is from RefSeq and is a predicted model, not a curated record. The transcript has 2 exons. Gene Ontology annotation, molecular function: chitinase activity; chitin binding. Lineage: Eukaryota; Viridiplantae; Streptophyta; Magnoliopsida; Rosales; Rosaceae. Gene Ontology annotation, cellular component: extracellular region. The coding region runs from base 222 to 1367 and encodes 381 amino acids.